This is a messenger RNA of Toxorhynchites rutilus septentrionalis, 1530 nucleotides long. RefSeq names its product zinc finger and SCAN domain-containing protein 31-like. The record is from RefSeq and is a predicted model, not a curated record. Gene Ontology annotation, biological process: regulation of transcription by RNA polymerase II. The transcript has 2 exons. Gene Ontology annotation, molecular function: zinc ion binding; RNA polymerase II cis-regulatory region sequence-specific DNA binding; DNA-binding transcription factor activity, RNA polymerase II-specific. The coding region runs from base 93 to 1283 and encodes 396 amino acids. Lineage: Eukaryota; Metazoa; Arthropoda; Insecta; Diptera; Culicidae. Gene Ontology annotation, cellular component: nucleus.
UUAUGAACCGAUGUGUUUGUAAACAAAUUGGAAGAAAGUUGUAAUGAAAGAAUCAGGCUGUGAUUGUUGAAUUAUUGAAGUUUUAAGAUAUAAUGGCAUCAGAUGUUGCACAAACGGAUUCAAAUAUGUUACAAAGCACAAACAGAAUUAGCGAAAUUAGUGCGCUACUACCAGCUGUAUGUCGUACGUGUCUGUUAGCUGAGAAUGAUGUUGAAGGAGAAUUAUACAGUAUGGAUCAAAUUUUUCUCGAGGAGGAUUCACUCACAAGCCAAGUGCAAUCUUUCGAAAAUAUAAUUUGUUUGUUCAUUGACGAUGAGAUGGAGAAGACGAAUGAUCGUUUACCUCGGAGCAUAUGCAUGCCGUGUGUAGAAAAAGCUCGCUCUGCAUUUCACUUCAUAGAAAUGUGUCGUCAAACGGAUAACGUUCUGAAAGAAUGUUUGCUGGAGCCUAUAUCUAUUAUCAGUUCUAAUUUUGCUCAAUCCGUAAUCCCCGAAGAAACGAUUGAAAACGAUGAGGAAAUAUUGGGUGAAUAUGUCACUGAGAUAAAACACAUUGCAACAGAAUAUUUAGAUGAGGAUGAGUUAGAACGAAAAAGCUUUCAAUGGCAGACUACAGCAAAGGAUAACCCAAUUGAACAGCUUGAUAACAUUCCUGUUAAUAAGGAACCUCAUGAGAAAACCAGAGUGUAUAAAAACGUAUCGGCCAAACGACACUUGUGCGAAAUAUGUCUCAAAACCUUUACCCAGCCACAAACACUGAACCGCCAUAAGAAAAUUCAUACAAAAGACAGUCAACCAGGAAAAUCGUGUAAUUAUUGCGAUCGUGUAUUCCUUCGAUCAGACGAUCUACGCCGUCAUAUUAGAACUCAUACAAACGAACGACCGUACGUCUGUGAUCAAUGUCCCAGGGCGUACAAACAAUCGGCCGAACUGAAAGAGCACAAAGAAUCCGUUCACCCAAUAACGGGAAUUCGCAAAAUGUUAGAAUGCACAAUUUGUGAUAAGAAACUUACCACUAGGAAUGGAUUGUAUGUCCACAUGAAGGCACAUCGGGGAGAGAAGAAUCAUUCGUGCAGCUACUGUUCGAAACGGUUCGUAACGUCUGGAGAGUUAACUUCUCACCUUAGGCAUAUCCACACCGAACAAAUCAAUGCCGAAAUUAUAGUUUGUGGCCAGAAAGGUUGCGCGAAAAAAUUCGUUACUAAUGCUGCAUGGAGGCACCAUCAGAUCAAAAAACAUAAGGUACAUGCUGAGGAUAUCGAAGUGCAUAAGAGUAGGAAGUAAGGGUGCAGCUCUUCCUAAUACCUAAAAAAAUAAAAUAACUUGUACAAGGAUUGUGAGUGUAAUUGUUAGAUUUAUGAUUUCAUUUCUAUAUUUUUACUCAACGAUAAGGUUAUUUCUUUGAAAAUGAAUCGUGAACCGUCAGUAAAAGUAUUGUCGAUCAUUUGGUAAUGAGAGUCAUUCACAUAUAAAAAGUGUGCGAAAAGUUUGUAGAUCAUGUAAAAUAGAAAUUAUUUUGAAUUCUUCAAUA